Messenger RNA from Brenthis ino (lesser marbled fritillary), 786 nucleotides. The record is from the annotation of a GenBank genome assembly. NCBI's taxonomy places the organism in Eukaryota, Metazoa, Arthropoda, Insecta, Lepidoptera, Nymphalidae.
AUGAUCCCAAAGAUAACGCUCCAUACGUUGAAAAUUACUGCUUUGGCUUAUAACACAGGAAAAGUGCGUUUUCUGUCUACAGGGAUGCAGAAAGGGUCAGAUUUAUUUUUUAGACAGUUGUUCGACACAGUGAGCAGUACAUAUACUUAUUUACUGGGAGAUAUGAAUUCAAGAGAGGCCGUGCUAAUAGAUCCAGUGUUAGAACAUGCAGAGAGAGAUGCAACAUUAAUCAAAGAGCUGGGUUUUGAUUUGAUUUAUGCAAUGAACACUCAUAUGCAUGCAGACCAUAUAACUGGCACGGGAAAACUGAAAUCUCUUAUUCCCAGUACAAAAAGUGUAAUAGGAAAGGCUUCUGGCGCUAAGGCUGAUUUGCACUUAGUCGAUGGAGAUAUGAUAUGCUUUGGCUCCCAACAGCUCUUAGCAUCAGCUACGCCUGGACAUACAAAUGGUUGUUUAACAUAUAUUUGUCAUGAACAAGGUAUAGCAUUUACAGGAGACACGCUGUUAAUAAGAGGUUGUGGUCGGACAGAUUUUCAGGAAGGUUCAUCAGAGACGUUAUACAAUUCAGUGCAUAGCAGAAUAUUUACUUUGCCAGAUUUCUAUACAUUGUAUCCGGCACACGAUUAUAAAGGACAAACUGCGACGACGGUUGGUGAAGAAAAGAAAUAUAACCCGAGAUUGACUAAAUCUUUAAAAGAGUUUAUUGAAAUCAUGGAUAAUUUAAACCUGCCGUAUCCUAAAAUGAUUGAUAAAGCUGUACCAGCGAAUAGAGUUUGUGGAUUAUAC